Molecule: messenger RNA, 1865 nt
Organism: Aphanomyces invadans
Lineage: Eukaryota; Oomycota; Saprolegniomycetes; Saprolegniales; Verrucalvaceae
Exons: 7
Coding region: 1-1815 (604 amino acids)
Biological process (GO): positive regulation of transcription by RNA polymerase II; double-strand break repair via homologous recombination; negative regulation of fatty acid biosynthetic process
Cellular component (GO): BRCA1-BARD1 complex; BRCA1-A complex; plasma membrane
Molecular function (GO): ubiquitin-protein transferase activity
Source: RefSeq, a predicted model, not a curated record
AUGCCAGUCGGAACCGCGGUGAUGCGCGAACUGAAUGUGAUCCGCGAGGAACUGCGCUGCUUCAUUUGCCACGAAACCCUGCGAGAUCCACACUGCCUUGGCUGCAAUCACAACUAUUGCAAGCAGUGUAUUGACGUCCAGCUGCGCAAGGCGGUGCCACAAUGUCCCAAAUGCAAGAUCCCCAUGUGUCCAAGUGACGUCCAUCGCAAUCAAUUUCUCGACGGACUCUUGCAGGAGUGGAGGCUCGUCGAAGCUGCGAUAUCUACGACAUCUCCGUCCCCAACCGACGAGUCCGCCGUCGAGAGCAUUCCUGUGGCACGAUCAUCACCAGCAGUCAAGCGAAAGCUCCCCUUGGACUUUGCCUCGUCGCCUCCACCCUUGCAUAGUUCGAUUGUAUCGACGCAGAAUGACGCGGAACCUGGUGUCACUGUGUCGAUUGACUCGAAUUGCGUGGAUUCCAUGGCGUCGCUCAUGAAUACGCCGCAACUGAAAGCUUAUCACGCCACGUUGCAGAGGCACGCCGCAGACUUGGACGAGAGUUUCAAUCACAGCAGUCACGUCAGCAGCCCCAACGUCGUCGCCAGUUGCUCGCAAACUCUUCCUCCUCCUGGCGCACCCGGUGCCAACAUCGAGACCAGCUGCCCUGAACCACCACUUCCGCGUCAUCCGCCAUCCCAACCGCUUCCAGUCUCGCCUACACAUCACCCUCACGAAUCUCCCUCGACUUCAUCGCAGGAAACCGCCAUGCCGAUCAGCACCCCGUCGCCGAUUCUGUUAGUGCCGCAGUCACCUCCUCGGUCGACCGUGUCGUUCCAUCUGGUCCGCCAUGCUCGAGCCGCAACAGCACUGCCCGUGGUCGUGGCUGCGACUCAGGACGACUCCGACGAAGAGUGCGUCCCGGAAACGGAACUCCAAGGGUAUCGCGACUCGGCGGGAAACGAGUCGCAAGCUGCUGCGAUUUGCCCUCCCAGUCCAACCGAAACAGCGCCUGACCAUCCCGUCGCAUACACUACGAGCCCUCGCGACAGAAACGUCGUCCCCGACGUCAACUCGCCGUCGUUCCGCAUCCUCGAUGGGUCACCCACCGACCCCACAGCCGCUUCACGAGCCCCUGCCAACCAAACAAAUCGAGUCUGCAUCGUGGCGACCCAUGUGUCGAAAUCCCACCGCCGCCUCGUUCUCGAUUGCGUGCGGUGCUUGGGCGGCCGCUUCGGCGUUCGCUUCCACCCGUCGUCGAAACGACGCCCUGGCUUCAUGCACGCAAGUGACGACCCUCUAAGCACCACCCACGUCGUGACAAGUGCCGACGCUGCCAUGCGAUGCUCGCGAACCCUAAGCGUGCUGCUGGGGAUGAGCCAUGGCUGUUGGAUUGUCAGCAUGGAGUGGGUCCUCGCGAGCUCAAAAGCGCGGCGGUGGGUCGACGAAGCUCCGUUUGAGAUCGCAGGGGAUACUAGUGCCUUGCAGGCGACCGCGGUCCCGAGAAGGUGUCGACUGCUGAGGAAUACUCAAAUCUUUCAAGGGAUGUGUGUGAUGCCGCUGCACGCCCCGAUCGAGCAGAUAGACGCGAUGGAAAAGGUGGUCGUGGCAUGUGGAGGCAUGUGGCGACCAUACCAACAUGGUCAACACGCUGGCGAGAACGUGGUUGGUGUGGUGUCCAAGACCCUCUCGCUCGCCGCGUGCAGUGCGCUCGUGGCCACACAUGCUGCAACUCGACGGAAGAUGCCGAUAGUUCGCGUUGCGUGGAUUGUCGACAGCAUCAGUCACAUGGAGUGCCAGCCAUUUGCCAAGUACACCGUGGCGUUGUACGAGAAAUAGAUAACAUCGCGCGAUCGUGUCGACGAAAAUGAAUACGCCUGCAUUACACC